AUGGCCACCAAUGGUAUCUAUGCAGAACAGGCCACCACUGCCCCACCCUUCUUAAGAUCCACCAACCUCCUCGCAACCCAUUGUCUUCAUAAGCCAGUGAUCGCAACUGGCAGCGCUAAUCCUCCUCUCGAGGCUGCCACCAUUCCGACACAACCAUCGCACAAGAGGAAACUUCCCAGCUCCAUUCCAACCCUUGUCGCUGCAAAGAUUCCUGCAGCUUUUGGACCUGAUGGCCACCCUCUGAAGAAGAAACUGUCUACCUUGAUGGGAAUGGAGUUCAAGGCUGCACAAAGCACUGUGGUCUUGCCACCUGUGGAUAAUUGCACGCAGGAAGAUAUACUCCUCAGGCUUAGUAAUCAAUCUGGAUUUAUCUACAAAGUCCUCGAGCUGUCCAAUGCUUUGGUUGGGAUCCCUGACCCUUUUGUGUCGAUCGAGCGGCAUGGUAACUGGGUUGAGAUUUUCAAGAUUAAAUUUCUUGAGGAGUUUGUCGAUGUAAUGACUUUGGGAAAUGUCGGUUAUUGGUGA
Messenger RNA from Laccaria bicolor S238N-H82, 525 nucleotides. RefSeq lists its product as uncharacterized. NCBI's taxonomy places the organism in Eukaryota, Fungi, Basidiomycota, Agaricomycetes, Agaricales, Hydnangiaceae. The record is from RefSeq and is a predicted model, not a curated record. The transcript is spliced from 9 exons. The coding region runs from base 1 to 525 and encodes 174 amino acids.